CCAUCCCUCGGAGAGUCGCUCCCACUCUUCGCCUUCGACGGCUCUCUACUGGCCAAGUUGUGCAUACAAGGGGAACGAAGAUGAAGAACCACGGCAUGCGAAGAGCCAGCCUCCUCCUCCUCUUGUUCAGUCUUCUUCUUCUUCUGCUGCUGCUGCUGCUGCUGAUCCUAUUUAUGGGAAUGCUUGGCAAGGAGGUCGAGCGAGGCCGUGCACCUGUCCAUGACGAGUAUGUGGGGGAAACAAGAGGGCGAGAUCUCCUGCCAACGCCGGCACGAGUGCUGGCAACGGAGCUGCUGAAAUAUAGCGGGAGCGCGUUGGGCAGUAGUGGAAGUUACGCUCCUGAGCAGCCGGCCGGCAUUGGCUUGUGUCGAAAUGGAACGACUAUGCUCCUUACAUCUUAUAACAACGUGAAAUUAGCGAGGCUUAACAAGGCAACCAUGCUGUACGAUGUGUCCGAGGAAGUCGUCUACCAGAGGCCGACCCCCACCAUCGGCAGUAUCGAGAGUAUCGCCAUUCUGGACGAGGAUCACGUGCUUGUCGUCAUUCCCGGGCGCGUUCUGAGCUUCGAUCUGAACACUAGAGAGCAGCGGCUGUUUCUUUCCAAUUCUUCAAUCUCGAUAACCAAGUCUCCCACGGAGGCAUGCGUGUAUGUUUCCGUCAAAGAGGCAAUUCACAAAAUCCCACUCCCCUCGUCCAACUCGAGCGAGGCCUUGGACACAUCCCCUUCGACGGUGUUGGCAGGUCUUAAGACGUGGUCCCCACCUUCUGGAAUAGUCGAUAGCGAGAUCGCUGCUGAGGUUAGGUUCGAGCGUCCGUGGUUCGUCGAUCGAUCAACAUCGUCUGACGGCAAGUCUCUCUACUUGAUUGAUGGCUUCUCCAAAUCGGUGGUAAGACGGAUGAACACCAUGUCGGGGGCUACUUCCUCCAUAGCCGGAAGCGAUGGAAACUUCACUUAUAAGAGCAAACCCUACGCGACGUUCUCGCCUGGGUUUGUGACGGACGUUCUGGUGACAUCGGACGGCUGCAACUUGCCUGUGGCCGAGACUCCAACGACGUCGAUGACGGGCUCCGUACAUUGGCUUAGGCUCGACAAACCUCACGGGGAAGUAAUCGAACUGAGAAGAGCUGUGGACCUCAUGGCCGACUCCAGCCCUGGGCCAGUCCAUAUCGCUCUUUCAGAGUUUGACCGUUACCUAUACCUGCAAUUGAAUGACGAGGUGCUCAAGUUUGAGGUAAACAUUUCGAGUCUCCGAUGUCCUGGCUUUUUCUCGUCAGAGAGGGUCGACGCUGCUUCUCAUUGGCUUGCUUGUAUGUAUAAUCAAGAUAGACGCACGAUUGCAAGUUUGGUCUCCAGAUAUGGAGCUCUUAUGGAUUAAUAACCUGUUUGCCGCCUCGUUUUUCGACGAAUAUAUCGUUUUCAUUUGGUGGUUUUGCUCUUUUCUUCAACGCAAGGGUGUCAUUUAUCGACCAGGGGAGUGCAGUUGUUGUUCUGGCUGCCUUUCCUUCACGAUGGAUUGCCAUGAUGCGAGAUUGCUGCGGAGAGGACAAACGCCAACCAGGGGAGUGCAGUUGUUGUUUCGGCUGCCUUUCCUUAACGCUGGAUUGUGGUGCUGGGGGAUUGCUGCGGAGGGGACAAANGCCUUUCCUUAACGCUGGAUUGUGGUGCUGGGGGAUUGCUGCGGAGGGGACAAACGCCAACCAGGGGAGUGCAGUUGUUGUUUCGGCUGCCUUUCGCUGGGAGAUUGCUGCGGAGGGGACAAACGCCUCUUUUGGGAAAACGCCCACGCCGAGA
Messenger RNA from Chara braunii, 1792 nucleotides. NCBI's taxonomy places the organism in Eukaryota, Viridiplantae, Streptophyta, Charophyceae, Charales, Characeae. The record is from the annotation of a GenBank genome assembly.